GAGAUGGAAGUCAGUGACAGUCAGGAGGAAGAAGAAAUAACCAGAUAAGAGGAAACCACAACGUCAGCUAGAGAGUCAAAUUUUGCACAUAGUCCCGAGACCUUAUACAACAAUUCGGCAGACGAACUGAGGGCGGAUACUGGAAUUAAACUAAGGGUUGAUUUCAUCCGUAUCCUUAUAUCACAGGAAAUCGUCCGCCUCCGCCCCCAGUGAUCAAGAAAUUAAACCGUUUUCUGGCAGAUGGAAAAACAGGCCGGAGCUGCCGGGACGGCGGACGGAGCAGGGCCAAACAGGAAGCCCUGGGGCUCGCCAAACUUUGGACCAGCCACCGGUGAUACCCUGGACAGUCCAGCAGGUUCUCAUGUAGAGUGGUGUAAACAGCUGAUAGCAGCCACCAUCUCCAAUCAGAUCUCAGGAUCAGUCCCACCUGACAUCGUGAACAAAGAUAAAAAGCAGGAUUUACAUGAUGAAGGGCUUUGUUACCAUAAAGAAAGUGAUUCUGAGCAUCCUUCCAAGGCUAUGAACCUUCCAGCUCUGAGAUACGGGGCACAGGUCAGAAUGUUCCAGAACCAGGUUCCUCUGCUGCCAGGAGAAACCAUCCAGACUACAGUCAAGGAUGUGAUGUAUAUCUGUCCAUUCAGUGGUCUGGUUAAUGGGACUCUGACCAUCACGGACUACAAGCUCUACUUCACCAGUGUGGAAAGGGAGUCUCAAUUCAUCCUCGAUGUGAACCUGGGAGUCAUCAGCAGACUGGAGACCAUCAGUGUUCCCACUCAAGGAGAGAACACCAAAGGACUAGAGCUGGUCUGCAAGGACAUGAGGAGUCCCAGGUUUGCCUAUAAGACGGAGGAGAGCCAUCCAGAUGUGGUAGAGGCGGUGGCCAAACAUGCCUUCCCAAUCUCCCACAACUUGCCUCUGUUCGCCUUUCGUUACGAGGAACAGUUUCCUGUGGAUGGCUGGAAGGUGUACGACCCAACAGCAGAGUACAGGCGUCAGGGUCUCCCUAAUGAGAGUUGGGCCAUCAGUAAGAUUAACAGCACUUAUGAAUUGUGUGACACCUAUCCCUCCAUCCUGGUCAUCCCCACCAACAUUACAGAUGAAGACAUCAAACGAGUGGCUGUGUUCAGAGCCAAGCACCGCGUACCGGUCCUAUCCUGGAUCCACCCAGAGUCUCAAGCUACCAUUGUACGCUGCAGCCAGCCCUUAGUUGGACCUUCAGAUCGUCGCUGUAAAGAGGACGAACGCUUCCUCCAAAUCAUCAUGGAUGCCAAUGCCCAGUCCCACAAACUCACCAUCUUUGAUGCCCGGCAGAGUAGUGUGGCAGUCACCAACAAGGCGAAGGAUGGAGGGUAUGAAAGUGAAAGUUUCUACCCCAAUGUGGAGCUGAAUUUCCUGGAAAUCCCCAACAUCCAUGUGAUGAGGGAGUCGCUGAGGAAGAUGAAGGACGUGGUUUAUCCCACCAUAGAUGAAGCCCACUGGCAUUCUGCUAUCGACCAGACACACUGGUUGGAGUACAUACGGCUGUUAUUAGCGGGUGCAGCAAAAAUAGCUGAUAAGCUAGAGUCUGGGAAGACGUCAGUGGUGGUUCACUGCAGUGAUGGCUCGGACAGGACCGCUCAGCUCACCUCUCUGGCUAUGUUGAUGCUGGACAGCUACUACCGCACACUAAGAGGAUUCCAGGUUCUGGUGGAGAAGGAGUGGAUGAGUUUUGGACACAAGUUUGCAGCACGUGUCGGUCAUGGUGAUGAGAACCAUGCUAAUUCAGAGCGCUCCCCUCUCUUCGUCCAGUUUAUCGACUGUGUUUGGCAGAUGACUCGACAGUUCCCAGCAGCCUUUGAAUUUAAUGAGCUGUUCCUGAUCACAGUGCUGGACCACCUCUACAGUUGUCUGUUUGGUACAUUCUUUUAUAACAGUGAAGAGGAGAGGGCAGCCAAAGAGGUGCAGACAAAGACUGUGUCCCUGUGGUCAUACAUUAAUAGCCAGCCAGAGGACUUCACCAACCCCUUCUAUGUGGACUAUGAGCACCAUGUUCUGUAUCCACUAGUGUCCUCCAGACACCUAGACCUGUGGACAAGCUACUACGCCCGCUGGAACCCACGCAUGAGACCACAGCUGCCGGUGCACCAGACACUGAAGGAGCUGCUGAUCCUGAGAGCAGAGCUGCAGAAGAGGGUGGAGGAGUUGCAAAAAGAGACCUCCUCCCACUCGCUGUCCUCCUCCUCUGAACAUUCCCCCUCCCCUACACACACCAUAGGAACUCCACUGCACACCGCUGUCUGACACACACACACACACACACACACACACACACACACACACACACACACACACACACACACACACACAUAUCAGAAACACCCCUAUCAUUUUCUACCAGUCAGACACAUAGUUAAAUGCAUGUUUUAGGCCAAUUACUAAAAAACUGAUAAUAACCAUGUUUACAAUGUGAGGGAUUCUUACAUUUAUAUUAACAUUCCUAAAUUUCUGCAAAAACAUUUUUAGCAAAGUAAAAUGAUCUCAAGAUGUUUGUAAAGUUUCUUAAAAUGUAUUUAAAGAAAAUAUUAACUAGCCUGACAGAAAAUCAGUGACCUUAAUGAACCUUCCUGUGCUUAUUUAUAUUUUAAAAUUUUCACCUACUUCAGAACAGCCAGGUAGCCCUGUACUGUGGCAAUAUUUGUGUAUCUUACCGUUCAAUUUCAGACUUGACUUUCAGCUCAGUAAAGGAGCCACCAGUUUUACCUGCAUGUGUUUGAAUUUUUGUAUGAAGAAAGCUUAGAUUGUCUCAGGGCUCUGUUAUUCAUAAGACUGCAGAAGGCUGUCUGUCACAUUUUGCAAAUGAUUGCAGUUAUUUAGUAUUCAAAUAAAGUAACUGCAUACUCCCUCAAACUCCUCUUUGUAAGUUUUUGAGUGAUCAGUGAUCUUCCUCAAGAUUAGAAUCAUGGCCAUUAGCUACACCAUAGUUCUGUGUUUUGUUGUGGGAAGACAGAGUUCAACUUUUUUUGUUCCGCCAACAAAAAGCUUAACAUUAUUAAGGUGGGAAAAAAAUAAUGGUAAAAAUCUUAGAAUAUAGGAAUCAAAUUUUUUUUGAAUGUUUUUUGUUUCCCAGCCUUAGCCUGUAGUUCUUACCACCAUCCAGAUCCCACCCCUUUUGUAAAGGCAUUGACACCUACUUUUGACAUGCAAACACUGUGACUUGCGUUACAUGGAGCAUCGAACAGCUUUCUUCAUUGUUUGACAGCUGCUUUUCCACUCUCUGAUAUCUAAACACUGCCUUACUUUACAUUUUACUUUAUUUGUCUAAAAAAAACUUCAUUUGUUUACAUUGCCUUUCCAUGUGUCAACUAUAUCACUGGUCCCACAUCCCUAUAGUGUAAUUUUUUUUUUUUUUUUUUUUUUUUUUUCUUUCAUUGCUAAUCACUUUGUCCUUUACUUUUUUUACAAACAAACCUAUAAUCACACUGUCUACCUUUGGAAGCUGAAUUGUGAAUGUUGUCUUUAUAUGUAAAUAACAUGUCUUUCUGAUUAUGUAAAGUUAAACACAGAUGAGCCAUAAUCACUUCUGACAUUCCGUUUUAAAAGUAAAAA
Xiphias gladius (swordfish) is the source of this 3585-nucleotide messenger RNA. RefSeq names its product myotubularin related protein 1a (gene mtmr1a). The transcript is spliced from 18 exons. Bases 241 to 2280 code for a protein of 679 amino acids. Gene Ontology annotation, biological process: dephosphorylation. Gene Ontology annotation, molecular function: phosphatidylinositol-3,5-bisphosphate 3-phosphatase activity. The record is from RefSeq and is a predicted model, not a curated record. NCBI's taxonomy places the organism in Eukaryota, Metazoa, Chordata, Actinopteri, Istiophoriformes, Xiphiidae.